AUGCCAUCAGUCGUCCGUAUGACUCCUAACUGUAGUAAGUACAGUCUCCUUUCCUGCAGAGACUCUGAUGCUCAGGUCUUGUGUGCUUCAGGUAAAAGCAUCUACGGAAGCACGUUUGCAGACGAGAGCUUCAGGCUCAAGCAUCUGGGCGCAGGUUGGGUCAGCAUGGCGAACGCCGGACCCAACACCAACGGCUCGCAGUUCUUCAUUACUUUAGCCCGAGCGCCGUGGCUGGACGGAAAACACGUGGUGUUUGGCAAAGUCUUGGAGGGGAUGGCUGUGGUUCACACCAUCGAGCUCCAGGACACGAACGAUCGUAACCUGCCCUACACCGAGUGUGUGAUCGUCAACAGCGGGAAGAUCAAGCUCAAAGAGCCCUUCGUUGUGGAAGUGGAGGGAUGGUGAACGUCUGAUUUCUGUCUUCGUGUGUUCAUAUCGUGACGGUUGAGUUGUGCUGCGACCGCUUCCUCCAUCGUAUCGUCAUUCGAUUCUUCUCUUACUAUGCAGGCACUUUUUCUAUGGAGAAAUCACACGAUCAUAUGUGUGUGUUUCACACGCUUUAUCAUGCUGUAGGACGGUUUACUGCAGAAAUCAACGACACACGCGUUUAUUACGAGCCUCUGAGUGCCAUAAAACACACAUACUUGAAUUUAGUUUGAAAUCUCGACUAUUUGAAUUAUGACAUGUAGAAACACAAAUAAGCUAUUAGAAUAAUCCGUCUUUUAUUUUAAGA
This is a messenger RNA of Sinocyclocheilus grahami, 733 nucleotides long. Its product is annotated as peptidyl-prolyl cis-trans isomerase C-like. Gene Ontology annotation, molecular function: peptidyl-prolyl cis-trans isomerase activity; cyclosporin A binding. The transcript has 3 exons. The coding region runs from base 1 to 405 and encodes 134 amino acids. The record is from RefSeq and is a predicted model, not a curated record. NCBI's taxonomy places the organism in Eukaryota, Metazoa, Chordata, Actinopteri, Cypriniformes, Cyprinidae. Gene Ontology annotation, cellular component: cytoplasm; intracellular membrane-bounded organelle. Gene Ontology annotation, biological process: protein folding; protein peptidyl-prolyl isomerization.